UUACAUAACCACUUCUAGGACAAUGAUACUGCCAAGGGAGCUAGUGUUUAUUUGUGCAAUGAUGUUGUGCUUAUUUCAGUAUGGGUGAAGAAGAUGUGUUUGACCUUUACUGUUUUGUUGUAGGAAGACUGGUGGAGAGGAGGAACGAAUGGCAGCCAUUGCAGCUUACAUGAAGCUUAAUUGGCAGGGCCUUCAGAAGAAGGUUGUCUUUGUUACUGUUAUUACAGAUCUCAACACCUUCCAUCGCACAUGGUUCAACACUGGUGUCAACCAAUGCUACUGCCCUUCGGACGAGGUUGCCAAGAGGGCAUUGGUUGAUGGCCUAGAGUCUUCCCAGAUUCGCGUGUUUGGUUUGCCCGUCAGGCCCUCGUUUUUUCGGCUGUAAAGAAAACUGCAAGAGCUCUCGGCGAAGCACUAUUCAGUGCAGAACUUGGUAAACCAAUUG
Papaver somniferum (opium poppy) is the source of this 445-nucleotide messenger RNA. Its product is annotated as monogalactosyldiacylglycerol synthase 3, chloroplastic-like. Lineage: Eukaryota; Viridiplantae; Streptophyta; Magnoliopsida; Ranunculales; Papaveraceae. Gene Ontology annotation, molecular function: hexosyltransferase activity. The record is from RefSeq and is a predicted model, not a curated record. Gene Ontology annotation, biological process: glycolipid biosynthetic process. The coding region runs from base 149 to 385 and encodes 78 amino acids. The transcript is spliced from 2 exons.